CUAAACUUCUCACUUGUUAAAAUUCAUGUGACGUAAAAUGAAAAACAAACAAAACAUUUCCCAUGAGUCUCUAGAGCUCCAAUUUCCCCGGCAAAUUUACACGUGCCGCGAUUAAUUCGUAAUCCCGACCACGACAGAGGAGAAAUAUUGACCAUGUCCCAAGAGAAGCCAGACGCUUGCAGCCAGACCCAGUCACAGCCAGACGCUUGCAGCCAGACCCAGUCGCAGCCUCCGACCCAGUCCCAGAGUGGCUCCAGCUCCUCCUCUGCUCCAGGCUCUGCCAGCCAGUCAUCCUCUGGGUCUGGCACAGUCAGUUCAGUGGACACCAUCCCCGUUAGGGACCUGGGCUCCAUACCAGAGGAGCAUGAGCCACAGCCCUGGGGCCUCCUGCUGCCUAUGCAGAGAGGCUUCAGAGCCCACAACUGUGUUGAGGACGACGCUUGGUUUGGCCGGCACACUAAAUGCAACUAUUCCUUUGAUGUCCCCAUACUGAGGAAAUCAUCCAGAUUUGCUGCAUACAGCAAUAAACAUUUUAGGAUAUUCCGAGAGAAGAACAUUGUCUAUGUCUUUGACAACAGUAACAAUGGCACGUUUGUUGACGGUAAAGUGAUUGGAAAAGGAAAAAUGUUGCCACUAGCGAACAAUGCAGUGUUGUCCCUUGCUGAAGAACGCCACAAAGUGUUUGUGUUCAUUGAUCUCAUGGUGGAUGAGCAGUCCAACCUACCCAAAGAGUUAAGCGAGAAAUACAUGAUCACCAAAAAGAUUGGAGUUGGUGUGUGUGGGGAAGUGAAGCUGGCUUUUGAGAGGGCCACUUGCAAAAAGGUGGCCUUGAAGACUAUCAACAAGAAAGAUUUCCCGGCAUCUGUUGGCACUGCCACGCGAAGUGCAGAACGAGAGAUCCAGAUUCUUCAAAAGAUUGACCAUCCUUGUCUGAUCAAAACAAAAGACUUCUUCCAAACAGAUGACUCAUACUACAUUGUUUUAGAGCUCAUGGAGGGUGGAGAACUCUACGACCGGGUCAAAAGCAAGCAACAGAUCAAGGAGCCGAUUGCCAAGCUAUAUUUUUACCAGAUGUUGAAAGCAGUAGAGUACCUUCACAACAAUGGCAUCAUCCACAGAGACCUCAAACCUGAAAAUGUGCUGCUUUCGUCUCACGACGAUGUUUGCAUCAUCAAGAUCACAGACUUUAAUCAGUCCAAGAUACUGGAGGAGUCUGCCCUGAUGAGGACCCUUUGUGGAACACCCACAUACCUGGCACCAGAGGUGUUUACAGACGCAGUCACUGUGGGCUACAGCAGGGCUGUAGACGCCUGGAGUUUAGGGGUCGUCCUGUUUGUGUGUUUGGCAGGCUAUCCCCCAUUCUACCCGAAUGCACGAAUUGGUUUGUCAGUCAGUGAUCAGAUCACCCAGGGAAUAUAUACAUUUAUUCCAUCAAAAUGGGACGGCAUCUCCGAUGAUGCCAAAGAUGUUGUGAAGAAACUGCUUCGAGUGGACCCCAAUGCCCGCCUCACCAUUGAGGAGGCAUUACAGCAUCCCUGGCUGAUGGAUGAGGCAAUGAAGGAGACCGCUGAAGGCAUCAUGUACCCCAAGGACCCCGGAGAUGCCGAUGCCACAGCAGACCCCGGAGAUGCCGAUGCCACAGCAGACCCCGGUGAUGCCACAGCAGACCCCGGUGAUGCCACAGCAGACCCCGGUGAUGCCACAGCAGACCCCGGUGAUGCCACAGCAGACCCCGGAGAUGCCACAGCAGACCCCGGAGAUGCCGAUGCCACAGCAGACCCCGGUGAUGCCGAUGCCACAGCAGACCCCGGUGAUGCCGAUGCCACAGCAGACUCCGGAGAUGCCACAGUAGCCUCAACCGGAAAGAGGUCAAGAGAUGAUAAGGAAGAGCAGCAGCCAACAAAGAGGUGACCAGGCCCAUCCACAGAGGCAACAUGAGCCACAUUCCACCCUUGUCACCCCAUUGGAGACUCCCCUGAUGUUUUUCUUCUGGCAAUUAGGCCUACUUGAAAUCAGUAUAUUGCAUUUCAACACCGAUCACUGUAAUCAUUCCCACAUGUCCCUGUUCAGGAUAGUGCAAUCAACUGGAAUUUACUUGAUUACUGCAUGUUGAGUUCCAACUCGUGGGCACAUGCGGAGCUAGCUCCACAUUGUUACGGUGGUGAUCUGUGAAUGCUUCCAUACAGCAGUUAUACAUUAGCUAGUGUAAAGCAUAGCAGGUACAUUUUCAACUAACCAGUUCUUGGCGAUACUUUUGUCUUUCUCAAUUCUGGAGAAAAGUAUCUUCUCGAUGUCCAGUUGCAGGUGGUUCUCCAAAAAUAUAUUAAAUCCACGUUUGCACCGAGUGAGGAGUUCCCUCGCCAUUUUAUCUGCAUCUUGUGUUUCCCCAAGAGCUUUGCAGGAACUAGAUGUUUCGAUGUGACACGGCCACAUGUAGACGACGAAGCGUCACACAGUGGGACCAAAACAAAUAUCUGCAGACAUGCAAGAGGCAUUUGCAUUUCUCACUCCAUACAAAACGUGGAUUUAAUAUCUGUUUGAAUAUUCAUUUUUUUAGGGGAGAACCACCUACAACUGGACAUUUUAUAAGAUGUACUUUUCUCCUAUAUCGAGAACAAAGAAAGUAUCACCAAGAACAGGUUAGUUGAAAAUUGGCCUGCUAUGCCUUAUACUAGCUAAUGUGUAAUGUAUGGAAGCAUUCAUAGAUCAGUGCAACAAUGUGGAGCUAUGUCUACUGGAAAUUGCCUCCUGUUUUGUAAAUUGUUUUUGUACAAAAAUGUUAUUUUCCACUGGGUUUUUAUUGUUGUGCAUCCCAUAAUUCUUGAUUUGUAUAUCAUUAAAAAAAUCUUACUUUAUUGAACAUUUUCA
Oncorhynchus tshawytscha (Chinook salmon) is the source of this 2868-nucleotide messenger RNA. Its product is annotated as serine/threonine-protein kinase Chk2-like. Gene Ontology annotation, molecular function: ATP binding; protein serine/threonine kinase activity; protein binding. The coding region runs from base 154 to 1911 and encodes 585 amino acids. The transcript is spliced from 15 exons. Gene Ontology annotation, biological process: protein phosphorylation; mitotic DNA damage checkpoint signaling. NCBI's taxonomy places the organism in Eukaryota, Metazoa, Chordata, Actinopteri, Salmoniformes, Salmonidae. Gene Ontology annotation, cellular component: nucleus; cytoplasm. The record is from RefSeq and is a predicted model, not a curated record.